AUGUCAGCGAAAAAAGGGCCAUCGGAUGAGCUUCCUGUAAAAAUCGUCUUGAUCGGUGCUUUAGGAGCUGGGAAGACGUCUCUGAUCAAAAAGUACUGUGAGUACAGUGGUGAAUUAAAAGAGACGAUACACAAGUCGAUGACUGCAUUUAACCGACGGUUGAAACUUGUCUUUCCGGACACUUGUGGAGCUGAAGAGAUUGCUACUGUGACGUCUGCUUUAUAUCAAAACGCUUCAUGUUGCAUCUAUGUGUACGACUCCACCAGUGUCGAUUCAUUCAAAGAUAUCCAAAACAAUUGGAUCAACGAGUUCAAAAGGUUUGCGCCUAAUAAAGGACAACUCCCACAAAUUGUCUGUGCAAACAAAUGUGAUUUACCUAAUGCAGUCACCGACGAUAUUAAAAAUAAGUUCCUCACCGAACAUAACUUUAAGGAAUAUAAGACUUCAGUCACUACCGGACAAGGCAUCGAACAAAUGUUUAAUGAAUUACUCCCUCUCGCUAUAGAGGAGGCUAUUAAACAACUCAAGGCUAAAGGAAAAACUCCUCCACCUUUACUUAAGAAGGAAAAGUCGGGAAAAUGUGUCUUCCUGUAA
Messenger RNA from Entamoeba invadens IP1, 594 nucleotides. RefSeq lists its product as hypothetical. Lineage: Eukaryota; Evosea; Mastigamoebida; Endamoebidae. The record is from RefSeq and is a predicted model, not a curated record. The transcript has a single exon. Gene Ontology annotation, molecular function: GTPase activity; GTP binding. The coding region runs from base 1 to 594 and encodes 197 amino acids.